GCGGUGAGGAGGAUAAGAGUAAAGAGUAAACCAAACUCCGGAUUCACAGGUGAUGAUGGGUGAUGGACGCCCCCACCUCUACUAAACAUUCGAAAACUUAAACAUUAUCUUGACGGAAGUACAGUGUCUCUUUCCUACUACGUGUAUAAUAAAAGAACAUUAAGACGAAGGAACUACAUAUAUAAUAAAGAGAAAAGGAUUUCAGUUUUCACUAAUAUGUCAAAAGUGAAAAAUGAGUAUUUCAAGAUGCCUCGCAGUUACAGUAAACAGGAAAAAGAAAGAAAUUCUUCUCCAAAGACUUCUAAAGACAUUUUUGAAGAGGCAAAAAAAUCUAUAAAAGGAAAGGAGACUAAUGAGACCGAACCUGGUAUUGCAGUGCAACGCAUCCCUCCUCAAAAUCUUGUUGUCCGACUAUUCCAUCGGGAAAUACACAAACAGUCGCACAGUCAGCUGCACACCGACCGCUGUUUCUAUCAAAAUGUCACGCCAAACUUCACUGUUACAAAUGUUCAGAAGCCUCCAUGUUUCCUGAGGAAGUUCAGUCCUGAUGGAAAAUUCCUAAUUGCUUUUUCAGCGGACCAAACCAGUAUAGAAAUUUUUCGCUACAUGGGACCUUCUGCUGCUGCAGACAUGCUGCACUGGUGUGAGAGUACAAGUGUCCUUAAAGAAAAUGAUCCCAAAACCUAUGAGAUUCGUAGGAACAUAUUUGACCAUUUUUUCAAGCUUAAACACACUGUAACUGUAGCAACAAAUGGUGAGCAACUGAACCGUGAAUGCAGUUUAUUUACGGAUGAUGGCAAAUAUGUGAUUGUUGGAUCAGCGUCUGCAGAUGGUGGCAACAGUAUUGAUUAUUUCGAUAUGUAUAGAAAUAAUGAAUCUGUGACCCCAAACCCUCGCUCUCCUUUAGAAGACUACACUCUUCACAUAGUUGAUAUUGAAAUGGGUCGACUCUGUGACUCCAGGACAUUUUUACAUGACAAGAUAUUCCUGUCACAUAACCAAGGACUUUAUUUGUAUAGACAAACUCUUGCAGUUCUUUCUGUGCAACAUCAAACCAUACAUAUAUUCCAGAUUACUUCAGAUGGAUGCUUCCUAGAUGUCCGCACUAUUGGCAGAGUUUGUUAUGAGGAUGAUGAUUACCUACUAGCUACAGUUUGCACAGAUCGGAUGCAACGCACCUAUCAACAUUUUAGAGAGAAAAUCAUUAAUUGUCUUAAGCACAGGCUGUUAGUGUUCCUUUACCGGCGUGCUGAAGCUGUUAGUAAGGAAGAGGGCAGCCCACGUGCACUGAGGGAAUUUUUCCAUUACUUCGAUCAUCUUCAUCGCCUACGGAUGUGGAAAAUGCAGCUCCUUGAUGAUGUGCACUUACUUAUAAAGUAUGCCUCUGAGGAAGUGGUGACUCUCCGAUCUGCUGAACCAAAUGGACAACCAUCUUUUUUUGUGGUGUACAACAUGAUCACAACUGAAGUUCUUGCAGUAUAUGAAAACACUUCUUCAGAACUCUUGGAACUUUUUGAGAAGAUGGCAGACUUCUUUCGCAAUGCACGUUUGAGUUGUGAGUCCCAGUUUACUUGCUCACCAUCAAACAACAAUUGGGCAAGAUUGAUCCAUAAAAGGUUUAAGAAGAGUAUUAUCAAUGCUCGUGGUGGUGGCAUCACAGAGGCAACAAAACGACUGCUGGGCCAGUUACCAAUCUCGGCUCAGUCAUUUUCAGCUUCACCCUAUCUUGAUUUAACACUUUUCUCAUAUGAUGAUAAAUGGGUUUCUGUGAUGGAGCGUCCCAAGAGCUGUGCUGAUCAUCCUAUUAGAUUUUAUGGGCGUGAUUCAGGUCUCAUCAAGUUCAGCAUCAAUGCAGAACGAGUUGGUGUUCCAGGAGCCACUGUUCCUUCAUCAGGUACACGAAGACUUGUGGCAUUCACAUUCCAUCCUGCAGAUCCGUUUACCAUCUCUGUCCAGCGUGCUAAUGCAGAUUAUGUUGUUAAUUUUCACCUGAGACAUCAAUCUAGUUAGAUCAUCUUAAAGAAUAUGGAAGACUCAUCUUCUGCCUCCUUGAAGGUGAAAUUAUGAAGUUUACAUCUUAUUAUUGUCUGUGAAAGUUUCUUUGUCUGAAUCAGAUAGUAUGGUAUACAGUAUGCAGUAAAACCUCGCUGAGGCAGACUAAUUGAGGGGAAGGGGUGUCCGGGAUAAGAGGUUGUCCGCCUUGGAGCAAAUUUGUCAAAAGAGACCUCUAUUUAAAAAAAAAAAAGAGUACAACACCAAUUUAUCUAAUUUUUAUGAAAGAAAUACAGUGGGGUAUGCUAUAACGAAUCUAAUUGGUUCUAGAACCUUGUUCGUUAUAGCAUUCGUUCGUUAUAGGAUUAAUCCGUUCCAGGCCCCCAAAUACAACCACU
This is a messenger RNA of Homarus americanus (American lobster), 2390 nucleotides long. RefSeq names its product DET1 homolog (gene abo). The transcript is spliced from 11 exons. Gene Ontology annotation, cellular component: nucleus; cullin-RING ubiquitin ligase complex. Gene Ontology annotation, biological process: positive regulation of proteasomal ubiquitin-dependent protein catabolic process; protein ubiquitination. The record is from RefSeq and is a predicted model, not a curated record. Gene Ontology annotation, molecular function: ubiquitin protein ligase binding; ubiquitin-like ligase-substrate adaptor activity. The coding region runs from base 217 to 2010 and encodes 597 amino acids. NCBI's taxonomy places the organism in Eukaryota, Metazoa, Arthropoda, Malacostraca, Decapoda, Nephropidae.